AUGGCGUUGAGGCGCGGGAAGGACCGCGUAUCGGCCACCGGCUCUGAAGAGCUUCAGCUAUGGUACGCCGUACGCCAAAACCUUCGCACGCUCGAAAAGAUUCGCAUCGCAUCCGUCGACAAGGCGGCCACUGCGGAAGGACUGCGGACCGACAUAGUCUCGCUCAUCGAAAAGGGUGACAGGGGCGACGAAUACCGCACCAAGCGACGCAAGCUCGACGACGCCUGUCACGAUCUCACCAGUCGAACCAAGGAUGAAUUGGCAGCAAUUGACUCGGCGCAGGAGAAGCUCGGUAUCCUUGUGGCACUCCGCAGCUCAGCCGAUGGUGGUGGUUCACGCGGCUCCACUCCACGCAAAGACCUCGCAUCCAAAGUCAAAGCUGGCAAUGCCGGCACCCCUACGCCAUCAGGUAGGCGAUCCAACGUUCCACCCGGACCGUCCAACCUCAGCUCCUCCUCCAGCGCAGGUUCCACCGCGAAUCGAGGCAAACGAGAAACCCUCAUCGCUCAACACCCUCUCACCCAAGGUCGCAAAGUCGCCGUCCUGCCCAGCAAAACCAACGAAGAAUCCGACUGGCUCAAAGCAUCCGUCCUCUCUUACACAAAAUCCACAAACGAAUACACCGUACAGGACGACGAUGAACCAGGUCCCGACGGAACCUACAAAGUCGGCAUGGACAACAUCAUCCCGCUUCCCAUCAGCUUGCACACCAUGCCCGCCUCCGACUAUGCACCAGGUUCGCGCGUCCUAGGAAUGUACCCAGACACAAGCUGUUUCUACGGCGCAACCGUCAAGUCCGGCGGUCCAGGUCUGACCAGAAACGCAAACCUUGCUAAAUUGGUCAAGAAGGAGCCAGAGCUGUUGGAGGCAAAGUACAACCUCGAAUUCGACGAUGACAAUGGAGAGAUUCGUCAGGUCCCCGCUUGGCUCGUCGUGCAGAGUCCAGGCAUGUGA
Pseudozyma hubeiensis SY62 is the source of this 954-nucleotide messenger RNA. RefSeq lists its product as hypothetical. NCBI's taxonomy places the organism in Eukaryota, Fungi, Basidiomycota, Ustilaginomycetes, Ustilaginales, Ustilaginaceae. Gene Ontology annotation, cellular component: SAGA complex. The transcript has a single exon. Bases 1 to 954 code for a protein of 317 amino acids. The record is from RefSeq and is a predicted model, not a curated record.